AUGACUAGCCAAGCGAAGAAGCAGCACUGCAAGGGUGCUCUGGACUGCCACGUGAACGAUGUUGUUAGUGACACCUCUAGUUCCAUGGACUUGGCCGCGUACGCGGAGCGCGCCGAGAAUUGGCCAUCUUUUUCCCAAGCCCAGCAUAUCAAAUCCUCCACAUCCUCGGUUAACUGCAUCGUUGUGACCCUCGGCCAAAGCCUCAGGAAUUCAGUCGCCGAGUGCGCGCGCCGCGGCGUGGCCGUCGCCAACGCCGGGAAGGUCUACUCCACCGACGUGGCGGACCACGCCGUGGGCCUGCUGCUCGACGUGCAGCGGCGCGUGUCGGCGGCGGAGCGGUACGUCCGGCGCGGGUCCUGGCCGGCCCAGGGCGACUACCGGCCACUCGGCUCCAAGCUCGGCGGCAAGCGCGUCGGCAUCAUCGGCCUGGGCAACAUCGGCUCGCUCGUCGCGAGGAGGCUCGAAGCCUUCGGCUGCGUCAUCCUGUACAACUCGAGGAGGCGCAAGGAGGAGGGCUCGGCCCGCCGCUACACCUACUUCCCGGACGUCCGGGGCCUCGCCGCCGCGUCCGACGUGCUCGUCGUUGCCUGCGCGCUGAACGAGGAGACGAGGCACGUCGUGGGCAGGGAGGUGCUGGAGGCCCUGGGGAAGGACGGCGUGCUCAUCAACGUCGGCCGAGGAGCGAACGUCGACGAGGCGGCGCUGGUGGCGGCGCUCAAGGAGGGGAGGAUCGCCGGUGCCGGCCUCGACGUCUUCGAGGACGAGCCGAAGGUGCCGGCGGAGCUCCUGCCCAUGGACAAUGUGGUGCUGACCCCUCACGUGGCGGUUCUGACGCAGGAGUCCAGGUCGGACCUGCGCGCGCAGACCAUCGGCAACCUCCAGGCCUUCUUCUCCGGCCAGCCAUUGCUCACUCCCGUGCCCUGCCAUCGUGCCUAGUGUUUUGAUAACUUGCAAAUUUUCAUAAUAACCAGAUGACAUUCGUGGAAAACGUGACAAAAAAAGAAUCGAUGAUCCAAAAUGUUAUUUUCAAACGCAUUUUGGAGCAUCGAUUUUUCUUUUUGCCAUGUUUUCCAUCA
This is a messenger RNA of Triticum aestivum (bread wheat), 1076 nucleotides long. RefSeq names its product glyoxylate/hydroxypyruvate reductase HPR3-like. The record is from RefSeq and is a predicted model, not a curated record. Gene Ontology annotation, molecular function: NAD binding; hydroxypyruvate reductase [NAD(P)H] activity; glyoxylate reductase (NADPH) activity. Gene Ontology annotation, cellular component: cytosol. Lineage: Eukaryota; Viridiplantae; Streptophyta; Magnoliopsida; Poales; Poaceae. Bases 1 to 936 code for a protein of 311 amino acids. The transcript has 2 exons.